This is a messenger RNA of Drosophila grimshawi, 2294 nucleotides long. RefSeq names its product mediator of RNA polymerase II transcription subunit 15. The transcript has 3 exons. The record is from RefSeq and is a predicted model, not a curated record. Lineage: Eukaryota; Metazoa; Arthropoda; Insecta; Diptera; Drosophilidae. The coding region runs from base 221 to 2005 and encodes 594 amino acids.
AGUUUUCCUUAACCAUCAGUUGGAUAUAUACAAUUGAAAGACAAUAAAAAUUUGUACAUUUAAUAUUUUAGUUUACAAGCAACAAGAACAUUGUGCAUCAACCAAGUCUUAAAAGUGCUUAUUGAUGAAAAUACGACAUUCGAAUCUCGUGUUGCAUAUGAGAUUGUGAAUUUAUUUUAGUUUUGGCGGUGUGUUAGUGUUCCAUUGACAAAGUGAUAGAAUGGUGCGCACAAAUCGACGUAAGGGCAUUGAAGAGGUAUAUGGCACCAAACUGGAGGCGUUGCAACCGACCCGAGUGCAGCCUGCCCCACAGCCAGGCAUGACAAAGACGGCAACAAUGCGUGUUGCCUCAUCCCGCAAGGGGGAAACUCGCACCCAGCGCAGCUAUGUAACUGCUAAUGAUUAUUAUAUCACUACAAAUGUGCCGUUGAAUACUUCAAGUGCGGUUCUGGCUCAUCCUUCGAAAGCAGCCCAGAUGCCAGUGCAAACCCAAGCGAUAUCGAAUGACUCAAUGUCCAAUCGUCGCAUCAGGCCGACCACUCGCCAGCUUCCGGCUAACCAUCAGCCAAAAGUGAACUUUGUGGCUGCGGACAAAAAGGCACAGUGUCACACACAUCCACAUGCUCACACUCAUCCAUAUGGCCAGCCGAUGCCACUGCAGAUGACUCACCGUACAGUGUAUGCGCCAAAUACGGAAAUGGAUGAUAAUCUAAUCGAUCUCUCCGAUAAGAAUCAACUGCAUGGCAUAACAAAUGGACGUCGGUCACAUAUGCAUCCGCAUCAACCAAAUCAGCAACAUAUUCAACAGAUUCCACAUCCGUUGCAGCAUCAGCUACAUCAGCAGCAGCAGCAGCAGCAGUUUAAUCAACCGGGCAACAAUAAUAUACACCAUCAUUCGCAUCCGAAUAUGAAGCAUAAGCAGCAGCAACAACAGCCACUACAGCAGCAGCAGCAGCAGCAACAACAGCAACAACUGCGACCUGCUCAUGCUCAUCAGCGUGGUGGCAUGCAGCCUCCAGCUGUAACCGAGGAUGAGGAGAAGGAUGAAGAUCCCGAAGAGUUAUUUGAGCUUAUACGCCAGACAGUGAGAAGGGCCGUUGGAACUACAAUUUCCGAAGUAGUCAACAGAAAUUUUCGCGAUAUGGCUGGCAAAAUGGAACGUUUUUCAAAUGAACUGAAGAUGACCAAUGACUAUUUGGGUAAAUUACAGAAUGAAGUUACUAACAAGGUAAUUCACUAUGGGGAGGAAAACACACGCCACUUUCGCUACCUCUGCAUGAAAUCCGAAUACGAUAAAAUGUUCUACCAGCAACAGAAACUAACAUCCGGCAAUCAGACAGCUUCAAAAGUGGCACCAACUCCCGUUGUUAAUCACAAUACGACGCCAGUGUCCUCCAGAGUUUCCAAACUGACAACUGCUUUCAAGAAUGUCAAAUCUGGCAAACAGUUCACAGCUGGAAGGACCGGUCACGGCAACCAACUAAAAGCGGCGAAUGAAUGCGUUAACGGGCAGAAUCCUUGUGCAUGUUGCAGCACUUCCAAGUCAUCACACCAGCAUCCGACGGGAGAGCAUCAAUCUUCGUCCGCGCAAAGUGUUAAUGUGAAGUCCACGGGGCUGGGUGUACGUGAAGUGUUGGGGCAAAUACAACGCUUUUGCACACAGAUGCAAAUAAAUGAUCUGAAGGAGGAGAUGCCAAUAUACCCUUCUCCCAUAGAACUUUCCAAAAUGGGUUUAUGCGAAAAGACAAGCCCCAUAUCCAACAACAAUGCAAAAGCUGUAGCUUCUACACAUGCUGCCCUCGAUGCGGAUCUGGAGACACCUGUGGACAGCACGGACGAAAUUGAUAAUUUUGAUUACAGCUCCGAUGCAAUGUCCUCGUUCAGUGAUGGUGAUGACUCUAUGGAUACAUUAAGUGGCAAUACCAUAGCGCGUCCUCCAAUGGAUUCCUCUCGGGCCAAGCAACAAAUUCAUCAUUCUAACAAAGGUGCCGGUGAUGGUCAGUAAUUUACGUCGUAUAUGCGUAUUUUUCAGUUAGAUAUACCAAUUACUUAAUACCAAUACAACAAUCCAACUGAAAUUCCUCAAAGAGCAAAUUAUGUUACGAUUUACUUUUCUGGAGCGAACUAAAUUUUUAAUGUCAAGUAUCAAGAAGCGGGAUCCCGUCAAGGUACACAAAAAAAAAUAACGUUUGGGUAUUUCUAAUUACAAGAAAUUUAUUAGAUCCGUGACUUAGUCUAAUUGCAUCAAGAAGAAAUUAAACUAUAAAUAAUUAAAAGGAAGUUAUAUAAAAUCA